Molecule: messenger RNA, 1475 nt
Organism: Stomoxys calcitrans (stable fly)
Lineage: Eukaryota; Metazoa; Arthropoda; Insecta; Diptera; Muscidae
Product: long-chain-fatty-acid--CoA ligase 4-like
Exons: 9
Biological process (GO): long-chain fatty-acyl-CoA metabolic process; neuron differentiation; long-chain fatty acid metabolic process
Cellular component (GO): lipid droplet; endoplasmic reticulum; plasma membrane
Molecular function (GO): palmitoyl-CoA ligase activity
Source: RefSeq, a predicted model, not a curated record
AAAUGUACCCACUCCAUGCACCGGUUACACCUCACCGAGGUUCCAUCGGGUCAAUCCGAGGGUGUUCCACCGAAGGGCAAUGAUAUUGCGAUCAUAUUGUAUACUUCCGGAUCUACUAAGGGAGUUUUGUUAUCUCACAAAAAUUGCAUUGCAACCAUGAAAGGGUUUUGCGAUGUGGUGCCAAUAUAUCCUGAUGACGUCUUGAUAGGUUUUCUUCCGUUGGCUCAUGUUUUUGAAUAAGUGGCAGAGAGUGUUUGUUUAAUGACAGGCGUUCCCAUAGGCUACUCGACGCCCUUGACGUUAAUAGACACCAGCAGCAAAAUUAUGGGGGGUUCAAAGGGGGAUGCACCAGUUUUGAAACCUACAUGUAUGACAACAGUACCACUCAUUUUGGAUAGAAUUUCAAUACGCAUUAACGAUUAAGUUAAUUCGGGCUCCGCUUUUAAAAAAGCUCUAUUUCAAUUUCUUUACCAGUACAAAGUUAAAUGGAUUAAAAAAGGUUAUCAGACCCCAUUGAUUGAUAGAUUGGUUUUCAAGAAGGUCGCUAAAUUGAUGGGAGGUCGUGUUCGUAUUAUGAUGUCGGGAGGUGCACCACUUUCGCCAGACACACACGAACAAAUAAAAACUUGUUUAUGCGUUGACUUAAUUCAGGGCUACGGUUUAACGGAGACCACUUCAGGAGCAACAGUCAUGGAUUAUCGGGAUAUGCAAUAUGGACGUGUUGGGGCACCAUUGACAGUUUGCGAAAUACGCUUAGUCAAUUGGGAGGAAGGAGGCUACAGAGUGACAAAUAAACCUUAUCCGCAAGGUGAAGUUCUUGUUGGUGGCGAAUGCGUUUCAAUGGGAUAUUAUAAGCUACCAAAUAAAACCGCUGAUGAUUUCUUUGACGAGGAUGGUAAGCGCUGGUUCAAAACUGGAGAUGUUGGAGAAAUGCAUCCUGACGGCGUACUUAAAAUAAUAGAGGACUUGGUGAAAUUACAAGCAGGCGAGUAUGUUUCAUUGGGCAAAGUAGAAUCGGAAUUGAAAACAUGUCCAUUGGUGGAAAAUAUAUGUGUGUACGGCGACCCAACCAAGCAAUUUACUGUAGCUCUAGUUGUACCAAAUCAAAAGCAUUUGGAAGAAUUGUCUAUUCGCCACGGGUUGGAAGGGAAGUCAUUUGAAGAACUCUGCUCCAAUCCUGUGAUUGAAAAAGCGGUGAUUAAGGAAAUAGCGGAGCAUGCUAGAAAAUGCAAACUACAAAAGUAUGAAGUACCCGCCGCUAUAACAUUGUGUAAAGAAGUUUGGUCGCCCGACAUGGGGCUUGUUACUGCUGCAUUCAAGCUCAAACGCAAAGACAUUCAAGACAAAUAUCAGCAUGAUAUUAAUCGAAUGUACGCCUCAUGAAAUUGGCUUAACAAUUAGAUCUAGAUUACACACAAAACAAAAAAAAAAGAGUCUGCAAAAAAUAAUAAAUCAUUUACUUUUUAGAGUCCUGA